CCGGCCAUAACUGAAUCGGUGCUGUGCCAGAGAUAUAAGAGCUCUUGCCCCUUCUUUUAUUCAUCUCAAACUCAGACCUCUCAAAAACGUGCUAUCAUAUCCUGACAAUCAUGGAUUUUGCAGCCCUCCCAGACGACUUUUUCGUAACUGUCUCCCAGUUCACUAGAACGACCUAUCGUGACGAGUACUCUGACGUAGAUCCUACUUCAAAAGCACUCUCACAAGAAGGGAAAGUAGUGGUGAUCACCGGAACAAGUCAAGGCAUCGGUCGUCAGGGCUUUGCUCCAGCUUUCGCCAAGGCCAAUUCAAAAGCGAUUGUCCUCGUCGCCAGAAAUAAAUCGGAAGUGGAAGCUGCUGGUGAAGAGAUCAAAAAUAUCAACCCAGAGGUCAAGGUGUUGACUGAAGCUCUCGAUGUUCGCAACCAAGAUUCGGUUCAAGCUUUAUUCGCAAAGAUUAAAUCGGAAUAUGGCACUGUCGAUGUGCUGGUGAACAAUGCCGGGUCUGGGAAAUCGGCUCUUCCAAUCAAAGAUGUAAAUCCAGAAGACUUCUGGUACGACUUCGUGAUAAAUGUCAAAGGGACGUUACUCAUGACACAAAGCUUUCUCAGGCUUGUUGGUAAUAAUAAGCCAGCAACGAUCAUCAAUGUCUCCAGCGCUGGCGGUAUCUCAAUCAUACCCCAUACGUCAAGCUACUCAUUAAGCAAGCUUGUACAAAUCCAGAUGCAAAGAUUCGUGGCGGUCGAGAACCCGAAUAUCACGGCAAUAAGCCUCCAUCCGGGGACAAUUCUUACUGGAAUAACCAAGCCACAAUUUGUCAAGUUCUCUAAGGACACUUUUGCCUUGGCAGGAGGAGUAGCAGUGUGGCUGUCUACAGAGCAGGCUAAAUUCAUGAAUGGUCGAUAUAUGGGUGUCAAUUGGUCAGUUGCUGAAUUGAUGGAGCGGAAGGACGAAAUAGUUUCGAAGGGACUUUUGGUAGAAGAACUCCAAGGAACUUUCGGGAAGGCCCAGUUCGAAGAUAGCCGGGUCUGA
This is a messenger RNA of Hyaloscypha bicolor E, 1028 nucleotides long. RefSeq names its product putative oxidoreductase ucpA. The coding region runs from base 111 to 1028 and encodes 305 amino acids. Lineage: Eukaryota; Fungi; Ascomycota; Leotiomycetes; Helotiales; Hyaloscyphaceae. Gene Ontology annotation, molecular function: oxidoreductase activity. The record is from RefSeq and is a predicted model, not a curated record. The transcript is spliced from 3 exons. Gene Ontology annotation, cellular component: cytosol.